AUGUCCUCGCCAAAGCCACUAGAGACCAUCAAGUCGAAGACCCUGCAGGAGUUUGAGAAGCUCGACUUCGCACGGAAGAACUACACGACUUGGGUCACGCACGCGCAGGACGCGUACCGCAUCGCCGGCGUACACAAUUACAUAUACAGCAAGAACAUCGUCUCGAAACCAAGCGACGCCGACCAGGCCGCAAUAUGGGAGGAGAACGAUGGCCUCGCUAGUGCCUACAUCCGCAUGCGUCUCGACGACAACGAACUUGCCGCACUCCGAGACAAUUCUUCCACGGUGAAGACUGCUAGCCAGAUCUGGACCUUCCUCGAGAACCGCCACCGCAAGAAGGCCGCCACCCAGACCGCGAUCCUCGAUGAACUCAUCCGUACACGCAUUUACCGCGACUCGACCAUGGUCAAGACGGCAAACCACAUCCGCUCGCUCUGCAACCAAAUCUUCGAAAUCGGUGUCCUUACAGCCGACAAGCUCGCGACCGCGAUCAUGAUGCACGCCAUGCAAGACGACCUCGGUGGCAUCCGCGAGUUCUUCGAGAACAGCGCGACACCUGCCUCGCCAAAGGAGAUCAUCGAACGCCUCGAGAGGGAGGGUGUACGUCUGAAGGAGGACCAGAAGAAGCGAGAGGCGGACGCGGGAGAGGCUGCACGCGAAGAAGCACAUGCGGCGCGCACCGCGGACACAAAGAAGGCGUCUGGACGCAGCCGCUGCGUGACAUGUAACGGCGCACAUCGCUCGGAAGACUGCUGGGGGCCUGGUGGCGCGAUGGAAGGUCGCCGCAAUGAGGUUCAGGCCGCUCGCGCGAAGCGCAGGCUGGAACGCAUGGGCGCUGCCGCUAACACGGCCGCUAGCGCUAGCGACCCAAAGCCUCCACAAGCUUCGACUUCAACUGCACCGAAGGGCAAGAUUGCCUUCCUUACCGAAUCCGGCCAGCGUAUCUACCUCACGGUCGCGGACGACACGCCCAUCCUCGCCACAGCUGUCACGUCACCAGACGAACUCAAUGCGCUAUGUGACCAAUACGGCGACUCCGGCAAUAUAUCAGACAGCUCGGAGCUCUCCAUGUCCGUCCUCGAAACCGAUGCAGUAGCCAGUGUCGACUGGCGCACCCAUUGCACCGCCGAUGUCGAUGUUGCUAAGCUCGACAUAUCUGCCACCGCCCAGCAAGGCUUUGCAGCCUUAUCGCUAUCCGAAUGUGAUGCCUACCACGCCGAUACAGGCGCAACCGUGCACGUAUCGCCCAUCCGCGAGGACUUUUACUCGCUACGCCCCAUCCCGCCGAAGACUGUACGUGGCGUGGGAGGGAGCACGAUUCAAGCCCUUGGCAUAGGCGAAGUCCGCAUACGCGUCGGGCGCGGAGCCCAUCUCAUCCUCAAGGAGACGCUCUACGUCCCGCAAGCCACCAUACGACUCAUGUCGGUUGGACGCAUGUGCGAUGACGGUCACGACGCGCACUUUACGAGCGACUCGUUCAACAUCCGCCAUAUUGCAUCCGGCGCAACUAUCGCCACAGGCACGCGCGUCAAUCGUCGGCUAUACACUCUCGCCGGUGCCAUAUCGUCCAGUGUCAAACACACCAACCGCCCGACCCACACUACCAACGAACCUGUUGCCGCCGCCGCCGUCAGUCUUGAGACCUGGCAUAAGCGCCUCGGACACAUCGGUAUCAGUGCUAUCAAGCGCAUGGCCGAUCGCAAUAUGGUCACAGGUACGCACUUCGGUGCCCAAGACGCGGGAGGGUGCGAGAGCGACGAGGCGGCUGGGUGUGGUGUAUGUGGACUUGACAGGGCCUGA
Peniophora sp. CBMAI 1063 is the source of this 1800-nucleotide messenger RNA. Lineage: Eukaryota; Fungi; Basidiomycota; Agaricomycetes; Russulales; Peniophoraceae. The record is from the annotation of a GenBank genome assembly.